CUGCCUCUGGGCUGUCCCCGGGGAAGGGCCGCCACCCAGCCCCGAGCCCGCCCCAAAGGCACGCCCCUUCCGCAUUUUAUAGGGAUUGCUGGGCGCUGGGGGUUUCCUUCCAGACCAGCACCCCGCCUGGAGUCCCGGCCUCUGCCCAGCAGCCUGCACCAUGGAUCCACUGAGCAGAGCCAACUUCCUCUUCGCCUUGGACCUGUUCCGCGCCCUGGAUAAGGACAACGCAACAGGAAACAUCUUCGUCUCCCCCUUCAGCGUCUCGUCGGCCAUGAGCAUGGUCUUUCUGGGGACCAGAGGGAACACUUCCGCCCAGCUCUCCAAGGCUUUUCACUUCGAUACCAUUGAGGACCUUCAUUCAAGAUUCCAGAGCCUGAGUGCUGAAAUGAACAAACCCGGAGCCUCCCACAUUCUGAAACUUGCUAAUAGAUUGUAUGGAGAGAAAACUUACAAUUUCCAACCCGAAUUCUUGGCCUCAACGCAGAAACUGUACAGCGCUGACUUGGCCGUCGUGGACUUUCAGAAUGCCUCUGAGGACGCGAGGAACGCGAUAAACCAGUGGGUCAAAGGCCAGACAGAAGGGAAAAUUCCAGAACUCUUGGCUGCAGGUGUGGUUGAUCACAUGACCAAACUAGUUCUAGUGAAUGCCAUCUACUUCAAGGGAAAAUGGCAAGAGAAAUUCAAUAAGAAGGACACUGCUGAUGCACCAUUCAGACUGAACAAGAAAGACACAAAAACAGUGAAGAUGAUGUAUCAGAAAAAUAAGUUUCCAUUCGGAUACAUCAAGGACCUAAAGUGCCAGGUGCUGGAGAUGCCUUACCAGGGCGGGGAGCUCAGCAUGAUCUUUCUGCUGCCUGAAGAUAUUGAAGACGAGUCUACAGGUCUUAAGAUGCUCGAAGAGCAGUUAACUUUGGAAAAACUGCGUGAGUGGACCAAACCCGAGAACUUGGAACCCGUUGAUGUCCAUGUCAGACUGCCCAGGUUCGAACUGGAAGAGAGCUACAUCCUGAACCCCGCCCUCGCCCGCCUGGGGGUGCGGGAUCUCUUUGACAGUAGCAAGGCCGACCUGUCUGGCAUGUCAGGAGCCAGAGAUCUUUUCAUAUCAAAAGUUGUCCACAAGGCCUUUCUGGAAGUGAACGAGGAGGGGACAGAGGCGGCUGCUGCCACUGCAGGCAUCGCCACCUUCUGCAUGUUGCUGCCUGAGCAACACUUCGUUGCGGACCACCCAUUCCUUUUCUUCAUCAGGCACAACUGCACAGCUAACAUACUUUUCCUUGGAAGAGUUUCUUCCCCAUAGAAGAAAGAAUCUGGAAAUACACAGCUGAGCUUAGAGCUCUAUUCCUUGAGAUUUUAAUGGUGAUAACUUUCAAUAUUCUUGCCAAUAAAGCCACUAUCCAGAAAC
Messenger RNA from Jaculus jaculus (lesser Egyptian jerboa), 1405 nucleotides. RefSeq names its product serpin family B member 1 (gene Serpinb1). Gene Ontology annotation, molecular function: serine-type endopeptidase inhibitor activity. The transcript is spliced from 7 exons. Bases 161 to 1300 code for a protein of 379 amino acids. Lineage: Eukaryota; Metazoa; Chordata; Mammalia; Rodentia; Dipodidae. The record is from RefSeq and is a predicted model, not a curated record. Gene Ontology annotation, biological process: negative regulation of endopeptidase activity.